AUGGUUCCACGGUGCUUCAUUGUCCGCCACGGUGAGACCGAAUGGUCCCUAAACGGGCGACACACAGGAUCGACCGACCUGCCCCUCACCAGCAACGGCGAAAAGCGCGUCAAGGCCACAGGUAAAGCCCUUGUCGGAAGCGACCGGCUGAUAGUCCCCAAGAAGCUGGUGCAUGUUUAUGUCUCGCCCCGCGCCCGCGCCCAACGGACCCUCGAACUACUCGAUAUCGGCUGCCGCGAGCGAUUGCCCUGGAAGAAGGAAAGCGUGAAGGAGGAGUUUAUCCGCACCGAGGCUCAAGUGCAGAUCACCGAGGCCAUUCGCGAGUGGGACUACGGCGAUUAUGAGGGUUUAACGAGUAAGCAGAUCCGGGAGCUCCGGGAGAAGAACGGGCAGGGGCCAUGGAAUAUCUGGACAGAGGGAUGUCCGGGAGGAGAGACCCCGGAAGAUGUGAUGAAGCGGCUUGAUGCACUGAUCGCUGAAAUCCGAGAGAAGUAUCAACGUCAGUGCUUCGAGAACCCCGAAAAUAAGGGCGAUGUGCUUGUUGUUGCACACGGCCAUAUUCUCCGUGCCUUUGCCAUGCGCUGGAUUGGGAAGGAACUGGGCGGGACCUCGUUCAUUUUGGAGGCUGGCGGUGUUGGAACGUUGAGUUAUGAGCAUCACAGCAUCGACGAGCCAGCAAUCAUUCUUGGAGGAGCUUUCGUGGUUGACGAAUAG
Molecule: messenger RNA, 714 nt
Organism: Penicillium chermesinum
Lineage: Eukaryota; Fungi; Ascomycota; Eurotiomycetes; Eurotiales; Aspergillaceae
Product: histidine phosphatase family protein
Exons: 4
Coding region: 1-714 (237 amino acids)
Biological process (GO): ribose phosphate biosynthetic process
Molecular function (GO): sedoheptulose-bisphosphatase activity
Source: RefSeq, a predicted model, not a curated record